GCGUGGUGAGUGGACCCUUGGAAAUUUGGAGCGGAAAGGAGGACAAAAAUGGAGUCCUCAAGGCUUCCAGGUGCCACUCUACGAAGCAUGGCUUCAGCCGGAAACCUCUGCGCUCCACUCUUCUUCUUCUUUCUCCUUCCAUUCCUUCCCAUUCUAAACACCAUAAAUUUCUUGAUUCCCCCAAACCCCUCUCUUCACCUUUCUAGAUCCUUCCCUUUGUCUCUUCCUCUGCCUCUCCCAAAAACCCGUUUUAAGAACAGAUCAUUAGCGACCCAUUAAUUUUUCUCCAAUUUCAAUCUCCCCCAGCCAUGAUUUGUUCAUUAUUUGCCCCUGAUUUUCCGUUUCCCUCUCUGAAACCCACGUUUCCCAGAUCCCCACGAAGGCCACCGCUCUAUUUUCCCAAGCACAUUCUCUGUUUGCACCAUCGAAACCCCAAUAUCUUCGAAAACCCAUCAAAACCCACAGGCAUUUUCAUCAACACGCUUGUGGAGAGCAACCCAGGUCAUGUUUUGUAUAGAGAGGCCAAGAAAAGAGAAGGGAAUGGCAGAAAAAGAGAGUUUCCUCUUGUGGGUAGCUAUCAAAUGUUGCUGCUCUGUGGGCUUGGGUAUUGGGUGCAGGGGUUUAGGUGCUUUCCAUGGCUGGCUCUUAACUUUCACAUGGCUCAUUACCUUAAUCUUCAUCCUUCCAUAUUGCAACUCGUGCAGAAUUCUGGAAACCUUCCUAUGGUUGCUAAACCCUUGUAUGGAAUUCUGUCUGAUGCUCUGUAUAUUGGUGGUGCUCGUAGAGUUCCUUAUGUUUCAAUUGGAGUGCUGUUGCAGGUCCUAUCUUGGGGAUUUCUGGCAUUGAUCCCUGUGGCAGGGGAAGCCCUUCCUGCUUUAAUGGCAUGUGUUCUUCUAAGUAAUCUUGGAGCAUCCAUAACAGAAGUUGCAAAAGAUGCACUUGUUGCAGAAUUUGGCCAAACAAACAAAAUUUGUGGCCUUCAAUCUUAUACAUUUAUGGCUUUAGCUGUUGGUGGUGUCUUAGGCAACUUCCUUGGUGGAUAUAACUUACUGAGUUCACCGCCUAGAAAGAUGUUUCUUCUCUUUUCUAUUCUACUCUCUCUCCAACUUUCAAUCUCAUCAGCAACUAGAGAGGAAUCCCUUGGUUUGCUGCAACUUCCAGAGCCUGAUGUUCAUGGUAAAUCAAUCAUGGAAAAUGUUAGAAAUCAGAUGUCGGACCUCGUAACGGCUAUUCGUGAUCCGAGUAUAUUUCGACCGCUGGCUUGGAUUGUGGCUUCCAUUGCCAUGGUCCCUCUUCUAACAGGCUCUAUAUUUUGCUAUCAAACACAAUGCCUUCAUCUUGAUCCUUCCAUAAUUGGGAUGUCUAGAGUGGUUAGUCAACUGGUUCUUCUUUCGGUCACUGUACUUUACGACCGCUAUUGGAAACGAGUAUCCAUGAAGAAGCUAAUUGGCAUGGUGCAGAUUUUGUACGCGUCUUCCUUUCUCCUCGACAUUGUUUUGGUGAAUCAGAUAAAUCUAAAGCUGGGCAUUUCCAAUGAGUUGUUUGCUCUUUGUUUUUCGGGUUUGGCCGAAACCAUUGCACAGUUUAAGCUUUUACCAUUUUCAGUACUCUUUGCAAGCUUAAGUCCAAAAGGUUGUGAAGGAUCCCUGAUUUCAUUUUUCGCAUCGGCGGUGUGCUUGUCUUCGAUAGUUGGUGGUUUUUUCGGCAUCGGGUUGGCUUCUUUGAUUGGAAUAAGAUCAGGAAACUACUCAAGCUUGCCUGUGGGGAUUUUGAUACAGUUCAUUGCAGCUUUAUUGCCAUUGAUCUGUAUCCAUUUUGUUCCCACGACAUCACCCGUCGUCGAAAGAGAAAAGAAGAGAAUAGUUAGUAGAAGAUCUAGGAGAAAUAGAAGGGUCGGACGAGUCGUGUAUAGUGAUUCUGUAUAUGUUUAUCGACGCGAGAGGGAAUCCGAGAUGCAGGGGUGAAAACUCUAGUUUCUUUCUACUGCAGCUUAUCUUGUAAAUGGAUCAAAUCUUGACUCUAAAUAGUUCAGACACAUCAGAAAGGCUACCAUUAUAAUGCAUCAGUGAACAAGAUGACUCUCAAGCUCCUUCCCUUCGAUGUCGUUCAACGCAUCGAUUAUACUCGCAUCCGUUCUUGUGGGUAUCUAUGCGACCAACUUCCUAAUGCCAAGAGCAUAGAACAGAGAAGUUUGAGCUUAAUUUGUGGCAGCUUGAAGAUGUGCAAAUGAACUAAAAGGAGUAAAAUCUGUAUGUAUUUCUCUCAUUCAUAGAAGAAUUCAGAAUUAUUUCUAAGUAUUGAAUCUUGGUAUACAAUUGAAUAGUACUUUAUUAUAUGCACCAAAGUCACUUUUGAAGGGAAUUCCAAAUAUCUUGAGAA
Messenger RNA from Cucurbita moschata (crookneck pumpkin), 2379 nucleotides. RefSeq names its product probable folate-biopterin transporter 9, chloroplastic. Lineage: Eukaryota; Viridiplantae; Streptophyta; Magnoliopsida; Cucurbitales; Cucurbitaceae. Bases 309 to 1964 code for a protein of 551 amino acids. Gene Ontology annotation, cellular component: membrane. The record is from RefSeq and is a predicted model, not a curated record. The transcript has 2 exons.